CAUUCCUGAAAGAAAGAAAAAACAAACCAAGGUUGGAGAAACUCGGCAUGACUGCGGAGGGGGAAACAAAGUGUACGCUGAGGCUCCUGUGACCCUUCCUGCCAAGUGGCGUUGGCAUAAGCGGGAGGCCAGGGCCAGAGAAUCGACUUUACACACCGUCCUUCUCCUUUCCGCUUCGCGGCUGGGGGGAAUGAGACAAGGCGGGACAGAGGGGAAACCUGAGUGAAACUAGAACUGAAACUGGGGCUUUGGCGGCGGAAAGUCCCGUGUCGAGGCCAAUCAGCAACUGCCAACAGUUUGAAAAAUAACCCUGGUUUCUUUGGAAGAUCGUGAUAGGAUUGCCCAUUGUUGUUUUUCCGUGACAUUAACUGUUCCAACUAUGAAAAUAUACCAGUUUUAAAAUUUGUAACUUAACUUCAUAAUGGCGGGCUAGACGCUCAUGGGCACAUUACCUUUUUUGGAAGGAGCUUUGUUUCUCUUUACUAUCAGUUUAAUCCUUUUUUUUAGGGAAUACCUGCUACCAUGUUAAAUCAUAAUCCUUGCACUGAUCAUAGUUUAUGAAAUUCCUGUUUCCUGUGAUCUCUUAAUUUUUGCAAUGCACCAUUAACAUGUUAGAACAAAAGCCUCUUAGCCAAUGUUUGUCUGGUAAUAUAGCAAAUAAGAAAGAAAUGAAGAAAAUUAAGAUAUGGAUUUGUAUCAACAAAAAAUUUUCUUCUCUUUUGGAAUUAAAUUCAAUUACAUGAGCAAAGCCAUCUCAUAAUUUUGGAUAUUAAAAUGACAAUUGCAACUAAGUGCACUGUCCUGAAUGUUCAGAUGUUCUGUUCUGAGUUUUCAGAAUUUGAGGGGACUAAAAAGAGCCUCAAAUAGACAAAAAUAAAUUUUAAAUUUGUUUGAGUUUCUAAAUUUUUCAACCAACAUCACUAAAGCAGAUCACUUGGUCUUACUCUCAGGCCUGUGGGACCUUGUCUGCCAUGUUUCCCAUGUUACAAAUUAUAACAUUUCAGAGCUACUUGGGAGGAUCCAAACUUACUUACAGUUAAUGAGGUAUGUCAGUCUUUUUCUUGGCUUUCUUCUUUCUUUCACAGAAUUUCCUUUUUAUUAUGGAUCUCUUUAACUCCGAAUCAAUAACUCUGAAUCUUAAUUUGCUUGAGCGGAAACCAGACCCUGAGCUUCUAGAUAUUCUUGUUCAGCAUGCUGCUAAAUGUCAGCAAUGUGGGUUUCUCUUUUAAUGGGGAUGUUUUAACAUUCUAAUGAUUUCAAAGUUGCCUAGGUUUGGGUUGGAUUCAUAGCUUUACUAUUUAAUUGCAGUCUGGCACACACCAUCCACUCCCAUCUAUCUGACACCCAGUCUGACUUUAAAUUUAGAAACAUUUUUGUUUUGAAAAGCUGUUAACAAAGCUCCUUCCAAAAAAGGUAAGCCCUUAUCCUAUGAAGUACUCUUCAUGAAUAUAUUACAAAAUCAGAAUUUUGGCUACUUCAGAAUUGGCAGAGAUCAAGAACUGCAAUAUGAUUUAACCUCAGAACUUUACCGAAUUUCAACAUUUGCACACUUUCCUUCAAACACUUUGGUGUCUGAAAGGAGUCUUGCACGUGCUGGAUUCUAUUACACUGGUGUCAGUGAUAGAGUGCAGUGUUUCAGUUGUGGAAUCACUGUUGACAACUGGCAAGUGGGUGAUAAUGCUUUUGAAAGACACAGAAGAUGCAAUCCAAGCUGCAGUUUUAUUCAAAGUCUGCCUUUAGUUGAGCACUUUUCAGUUCGCUCCACAUUUUCUCCACCAAGUGCAACCUCUUUGCAAUCAUCCUUUCGUGAAAAUGGAGCUCAGAUUGGAUUAGAGUGUAGCAAUCCUAGUGAUCCAGGUGUCUCCAGAAGUGUGGAAGAUAUUUCUCAUCAAUUGAGAUAUCCGCAGUAUAGUACAGCUAUGUGUAGUGAAGAAAUGAGACUGCGAACCUUUCAGAAUUGGCCCUCUUAUUCUUCUUUAAUUCCUGCAGAGCUAGCCAAAGCUGGAUUUUAUUAUACUGGUGAAGAAGAUAGGGUUGCAUGUUUUGUUUGUGGUGGAAAGUUAAGUAAUUGGGAACCUGGAGAUCAUGCAUCAUCUGAACAUAGAAGACAUUUUCCUUCAUGUCCCUUUGUUUUGGGGAAUCCGAUGGGCAAUAUUCCAAUGAGUAAUACAGAAUCUCAAAGACUAGAAGAAAGGCAUGGAAUGGUUCGAGCUGUGCAUCCACGACAUCCUGAGAUGCAAUCUUAUGAUACUCGACUACAGACUUUUUUGAGAUGGCCGGUCAGGAAUUUUAUUCAACCUGAACAGUUAUCCAGAGCUGGAUUCUACUAUGUUGGGCAAAAUGAUGAUGUGAAGUGUUAUUAUUGUGAUGGUGGCCUGAGGAGCUGGGAGGCUGGAGAUGAUCCGUGGGUGGAACAUGCAAAAUGGUUUCCAAGAUGUGAAUAUCUCCUUCAAGAGAAGGGACAAACAUUCGUACACCAGAUCCAGACAAGGUUUCCAAAUCUAUUUGAUCUUCAGCUGCAUUCCAGUUCGGAUGACAUUUUGGAGGAAACUCAGACCCCAGUUGUUCAUUUUGGAGCUGGGGAAAAUAGAUCAGAAGAUGCAAUCAUGAUGAAUACGCCAGUGGUUAAGGGUGCUAUGGAAAUGGGUUUUGAUCGAAGACUCGUAAUGCAGAGUGUUCAAAGAAAAAUCCUAACAAGUGGAGAAAAUUAUAAGUCAGUUAUUGAACUUGUGACUGACUUGCUGAAUGCCGAAGAUGAAGAAAGACGGGAAGACAAAGAAAGAAGAUUGGAGGAAGUAGCUGAAGAUGAUGUAAUGCUACUGAAGAAGAAUUGUGUUGCUUUGAGUCAGAAUUUGACAAAAGUAAUACCUUUACUUGAUGAUCUAGAAACACGAUCUUUAAUUAACAAAUCAGAAAGUGAAACGAUUAAACAAAAACCUCAGGCAAACGAACAAGCCAGAGAGCUACUUGAUACAAUAAUUCGUAAAGGAAAUGCAGCAGCUGAGGCAUUUAGAGAUGUCCUUUUGGUUAAUGAGCCAGAAUUGCAUGAAAAGUUGUAUGUUAAAAAGAAUUUGUCUUAUUCAACAUCAGAUUUGAUGGGCUUGACCAUGGAAGAACAAUUGCGACGGUUGCAGGAAGAACGAACUUGUAAAGUAUGUAUGGACAAGGAGGUCUCGGUUGUGUUUAUAAUGUGUGGUCAUUUGGUUGUUUGUACAGAUUGUGCGCCAUCCCUGAGGAAGUGCCCAAUCUGCCGAGGUACCAUCAAAGGAACAGUUAGAACAUUUUUGUCCUAAUCAUGAUAUCUAGUUCCCUGAUAUGAUCAGGAGAACAGUUAAAUUGAUGGGGUUAAUCAAACUGGAUGUAAAAAGUGAAUUUGAGUGACAGCAUGUACAGCCUCUUCAUCUUUUAGCUCAGGAAUAAAUUGGAGUAUCUGGUUAAGUAG
Hemiscyllium ocellatum (epaulette shark) is the source of this 3442-nucleotide messenger RNA. It is a transcript of the gene birc2, whose product is annotated as baculoviral IAP repeat containing 2. Gene Ontology annotation, biological process: regulation of cell cycle; regulation of apoptotic process. The record is from RefSeq and is a predicted model, not a curated record. Lineage: Eukaryota; Metazoa; Chordata; Chondrichthyes; Orectolobiformes; Hemiscylliidae. The transcript has 9 exons. The coding region runs from base 1443 to 3293 and encodes 616 amino acids. Gene Ontology annotation, cellular component: cytoplasm; nucleus; spindle microtubule.